AGCCUCCAGUGGGGAAGGUGACCCAUAAAGUGGAGGAUGAGAGGCUGGAGGUCCUCACCUGCCAGGCCUUUGGCUUCUACCCCAAGGAGAUCCAGGCCACCUGGACCAGGGAUGGAGAGGCCUGCAAGUAUGAGACCCUCCUUAGGAACGUGGCCCCCAACUCAGACGGGACCUAUUAUGUCCAGCUCAGCAUUGAGAUCGACCCCAAGGAGAGGGGCCGUUUUCGGUGUCACCUGGAGCACGAGGGCUUGCAGGAGCCCCUGGACUUAGCUUUCAAGGAGGAAAGAGGGUGGCUGAUUCCUGUGGUAAUUGUAGCAGGCUUACUCCUAGUAGUUGGGAUUCCCUUCCUGAUAUGCUGGUUUUGGAGAAGACGCAGAAAGAACCACUAUCAGGAAGUGGCAAUCUGCCAUGAUCAGGCUCCUUCACAAAGAGCUCCUUCUCCCCCCGAGAAUGAAACAGAAGAUGAGAGUCGAUCUCCCUUGUUGCCUAAAUCAACAUCAGAGCACAAGGCAUCCUACGGAAUGCACAGGAGUCAGAGUGAUCCAGGAGCCUCAGUGUCACCAUUGUGCAGGCAAGAAAAGGAGUGCAAAGUGGAAAACGUGGGAUUGGAGCCAGCCAAGCGCAUCCAUGAACACCAACUGGCUGUCAGAGGACAUGAUGAAAAUUUCCUUAAUUUCACAAUAUAGGGAUAGACUCAACCAUCGUUUCAACUGGGAAACUGUGAGCAAGCCAAAUCCAGAAAACAUUAGAGAAUUCCUGGAGGCUUGGCACUUACUGUGGACAAAUUGGCCAUCAACAGGCACAUAGAGAUAAACAACAUCUACAUCCCACUGAAAAGAAACAGUCCAAACACCCAAAGGAAACAAAAAGUACCUUUUAACCAGCAAUCUAUAUGAGCAGAAAUGAACACCAAGAUUAACACUAGACCAGCAAUCAAGUAAACAGCAUCCCAAUCGAAUAAUUACCAAUACAGGCAAAGAAGCUAACAUUAAACAACAGCUUAAUCAAGGAACUCCAAGAAAAGCCCCACCAACAGUGACCGGGCAAGUCACUAGGAUCUAAAAAGAGAGCAAA
Molecule: messenger RNA, 1074 nt
Organism: Notechis scutatus (mainland tiger snake)
Lineage: Eukaryota; Metazoa; Chordata; Lepidosauria; Squamata; Elapidae
Source: RefSeq, a predicted model, not a curated record